This is a messenger RNA of Plasmodium coatneyi, 918 nucleotides long. Its product is annotated as Variable surface protein Vir7-like protein. The transcript has 3 exons. The coding region runs from base 1 to 918 and encodes 305 amino acids. The record is from RefSeq and is a predicted model, not a curated record. Lineage: Eukaryota; Apicomplexa; Aconoidasida; Haemosporida; Plasmodiidae.
AUGUAUAAUGAUUUAGUUAGCAGGGCCAACAGUCACAAUAAGGAUGAUUGUAAUAGUGAAGUUAAGAACAGAAUAAAAGAAUAUAUUACAGAUACGGAUACUGUAAAUAACAUUAUGAGAGUAUUCUGUUACAUGUAUGGAAUGAAUAGUAGUGAUGAUGAUACCGACGGAAAGUGGUGUAAAGCCACUUAUUAUUGGUUAGGUGAAACAUUAUCUGAUAAAUUGGAUGCAUUCUCUUUUACAAAUGCCAUGCAUAAAUGCUAUAAUGAAAUGAACAAUAAUCGAACGGGAAACAAGUGUAAAUUUAUGUACACUUCUAAUAAUAUGGAUGUAUUCAAAGCAUUAAAAAAAGUGGUCGACUUUAAAAAGGACGAAGCAGCUAUAAAGGAACAAUUAGGAACAGGAGUAAAGAAGAAGUGUACUGAAGGGUACCGUAAAUAUUUAGAGAAUGUAAAAAAGGCCUACAAAGAAGUAAAGGAAAAGUGUACAGAUAAACAAAAUAAAGAGUAUUAUGAGGAGUUCAAGGAAUUAUUUCCGCAUUACGUCACUCAAAAUGAAUUACAAAUGGAAUGUGUGUUAACGGGGGAGGAAGCAUUUGUGGACACACGUGAAUCCACAUUUCAAACAAGUUCCUUCCAAUCCAAUAGUACAGUUCCUGCUGCUGUUUCGUCUAUAUUUUCUAUAGGAGCACUUGGACUAGCUGCUACUUUCCUUUUGUAUAAAAACAUCUUCUCCUUUGGAAGAAGCAGCAGCAGAAAUAACAACAGAAGUAAAAGAAGGUCCGUCCGAAGGGACCUGGACCCUCUGACAGAGGACAUCUCCACAACAACAACAGACGACAAUUCAACAAUAGGAGGUUCUACUAUAGCAGAAGACUUUAACACAAUUAUAAGCAGCCAAGUAGUUUAUGAAAUGUAA